Messenger RNA from Rotaria sordida, 357 nucleotides. The record is from the annotation of a GenBank genome assembly. NCBI's taxonomy places the organism in Eukaryota, Metazoa, Rotifera, Eurotatoria, Philodinida, Philodinidae.
AUGAAUACUAAUGAUUGUAUGAGUUUUGAAGAUUUUACAAAAUUAUGUGGAAUUUCUCUGCCUUCUCCUAUUGAAAAUGAUCAUCAUCGAACAAAUCAAAAUAGUAAUAAUGAUCAAGAAGAUUUAUUUCAAAUAAUGAUAGAUAAUCGAGUUAAUGCUUUACAUGAAGAUUUAAAAAAUGAUCUUAAUAGAACAAAAAUUUCAAUGCAAACUAAUUUUAUUGUUGAAUUAGAAAGACUUAAAAAUGAUUUAAUGAAACAAAUUGAAUCUCAUUCAUUAAAUGCUCAAUUAAUCGAUGAAAUCGAACGUCUUAGAGCUGAAAAUAAACGAUUACGUCAAUUACAACCUAGGCUUUAA